Messenger RNA from Varanus komodoensis (Komodo dragon), 1103 nucleotides. It is a transcript of the gene FSAF1, whose product is annotated as chromosome unknown C1orf131 homolog. Bases 79 to 1047 code for a protein of 322 amino acids. The record is from RefSeq and is a predicted model, not a curated record. The transcript is spliced from 7 exons. NCBI's taxonomy places the organism in Eukaryota, Metazoa, Chordata, Lepidosauria, Squamata, Varanidae.
CCGCCAUCUUGCUGGAGACGGUGGUCGCGCGGAGCCAAACUUCUGUGCGUAGUGCUUCGGUCGACUGCCCUCGGACGGAUGGUGUGGACGAGCGAGGAACCGGAGGAGGACUAUAGCAUGGUGAAAAUCGCGGGUGCGGACCCUUUGCCGGAGGAGGAGGAGGAGGAGGAAAAAGAAGAGGAGGAGGAGGAGUUGGGGCGUGUGGCGGAGAGAGAGAAUUCCGCCGUCGCAAGCCGUCUUCUGGACACCGUCUUGAGCUCCCUGUAUGACUUCGGUGAAUCAUUACCAGAUGGAAAGAAAAAGAGCAAAAAGAAACAUCUGAAAGACAAGUUAGCAGUGUCAGCCAGAAAUACUUUAUCAGAAGAUAAAGGUGUGGAUUCUGAAUCUGAAUCUGUAAUUCCAGCCAAGAGGAAGAAUUUCUCCAACUUCUUUGACAGCCUGAAAGAUGAACUAACGUAUGACUGUAUGAAUCAGAAAAAGUCUGUCAUAAAAACUUGCCCCUCUGAUGUUUCCUCACCUAAACUUGUUCAGCAGGGAAACACAACAGAGGUUGAAGUUGUCACAUUCUGUGGUCAUCAUCGAAAGAAGAAAGUGAAACUUGAAAUGGCUGAAGAUGGUGGCUCCACGGCUAAACAUACUGAUCAAAAGAAGCAUGUGAAUGGCCAACAAUUCAACUUGGAAAAAUCCCGUUUGGAAGUGCAUCAGCUUGGGAUCACUGGAUUUGGGAAAAAAGAACAGCGUAUUUUGGAGCAAGAACGUGCUAUCAUGCUUGGGGCAAAGCCCCCCAAAAAGGAAUAUUUGAACUACAAGAUUCUUCAGGAGAAGAUCAAAGAAAAGAAAGCCGUGAAGAAGGAAGAAAAUGUGAUGGAAAAGAAAUCUGAGUCUUUUAAGAGAAGGAAGAAAAAAGGGCAUGAAGAGAGAAAAUCCAAGAAGAAAACAAAGCAGAGAGUAUUGCCAACAGGACAGGUUGGAACGUUUAAAAAUGGGACUCUGAUUCUUCGUAGUUCUGACAUAAAGAAAAUAAAAUCUUCCAAAGUGGUUAAGUGACAUUACUGCAUCAUGAUGAACCAAAAAUAAGAUGAAUAAACUUUGUCAUAAAAACA